AUCGGCUGGUGGACCGUGUGGCUGGUUCACGAUCACAGCGAAGAAGCUUCGAGGCUGAUCAAGCCGACCACUUGGGACAUCACGACGGGCAGAGAUGAAGAGACAAACUUCUUGGUUGUUGGUGCUGGUGGCAUUUGCCACUUUGCUCUCAUCUACUCUCGCUGCUUCACCCACGUCUUUCUGCAAAUGUACAUGCUUCGGCAACAGCACCAUUGUUGCCCUUGAUUCUCCCGUUUCUCAAAAGCCUUCCCCAGGAUCGCCAGUGGACCGUGCCGCCAAGAAGACGUGUAGUGAUUGCAACCGACAGUUCUGCUUGAGCUAUCCGUUCUGCAAAAACGAGAAGGAGGAAAACGUCUUCACUACUUGCUUUCAGAGGGACUCCGCAAAGGACCAGGCAGUGGUGUUCAUAUUCAUCAUUGCGACUGUGGGGCUGUUGAGCUAUGCGGCAGUGAGACCUUGGAUAGAGCAGUGGGCAGAGAGAUCGCGACAACGACGAAGCUAUAUUCCCGUGUCAGGUCAGGCAGAUCAGUAACGAACCCUAUACUGUCAUGGUUGGCGCUUGGUUGUUGGCGUUUGGUGGGAAUGCCGUUCAUCAAUUCGAAUUUGGAAGAUACCCAAAAAUAUCUAUAGCCAAAAAGAUGUUCCUCCUCA
Molecule: messenger RNA, 651 nt
Organism: Lindgomyces ingoldianus
Lineage: Eukaryota; Fungi; Ascomycota; Dothideomycetes; Pleosporales; Lindgomycetaceae
Exons: 4
Coding region: 95-532 (145 amino acids)
Source: RefSeq, a predicted model, not a curated record